Molecule: messenger RNA, 1251 nt
Organism: Echinops telfairi (small Madagascar hedgehog)
Lineage: Eukaryota; Metazoa; Chordata; Mammalia; Afrosoricida; Tenrecidae
Gene: CDK7
Product: cyclin dependent kinase 7
Exons: 12
Coding region: 92-1087 (331 amino acids)
Biological process (GO): positive regulation of transcription by RNA polymerase II; protein phosphorylation
Cellular component (GO): cytoplasm; transcription factor TFIIK complex; nucleus
Molecular function (GO): ATP binding; RNA polymerase II CTD heptapeptide repeat kinase activity; cyclin-dependent protein serine/threonine kinase activity
Source: RefSeq, a predicted model, not a curated record
GUGAACGGAAGAGGCUGUUGGCGACUCUUUAAAUCCACCCCUGGCCCUUGGAGCUUCUCCGUUUUGACUGGAGUUAGGUUUCGCGACCCAGAUGGCUUUGGACGUGAGGUCGCGAGCAAAGCGUUAUGAAAAACUGGACUUCCUCGGAGAGGGACAGUUUGCCACUGUUUACAAGGCCAGAGACAAAAACACCAAUCAGAUCGUCGCCAUCAAAAAAAUCAAACUUGGACAUAGAUCAGAAGCCAAAGAUGGUAUAAAUAGAACAGCUUUACGAGAAAUUAAGUUACUACAGGAGCUUAGUCAUCAAAAUAUAAUUGGUCUCCUUGAUGCUUUUGGACAUAAAUCUAAUAUUAGCCUUGUGUUUGAUUUUAUGGAAACUGAUCUAGAGGUUAUAAUCAAAGAUAAUAGUCUCGUGCUGACACCGUCCCAUAUCAAAGCGUACAUGUUGAUGACUCUUCAAGGGCUGGAAUAUCUACAUCAGCACUGGAUCUUACAUAGGGAUCUUAAACCAAACAACUUGUUGCUAGAUGAAAAUGGAGUUCUAAAACUGGCAGAUUUUGGCCUGGCUAAAUCCUUUGGAAGCCCCAAUAGAGCAUACACACAUCAGGUUGUAACCAGUGUGGGUGUGGACAUGUGGGCUGUUGGUUGUAUAUUAGCAGAGUUACUUCUAAGGGUUCCGUUUUUGCCAGGAGACUCAGACCUGGAUCAGCUCACAAAAAUAUUUGAAACUUUGGGCACACCAACAGAGGAACAGUGGCCGGACAUGUGUAGUCUUCCAGAUUAUGUGACAUUUAAGAGCUUCCCAGGAAUCCCAUUACAACACAUCUUCAUUGCGGCAGGAGACGACCUGCUAGACCUCAUACAAGGGUUAUUCUUAUUUAAUCCGUGUACUCGAACUACAGCCACACAGGCACUGAAAACCAAGUAUUUUAGUAAUCGCCCAGGGCCUACCCCUGGGUGUCAGCUGCCAAGACCAAACUGUCCAGUGGAAGCUUUAAAAGAGCAGCCAAACCCAGCUGUGGCAACAAAGCGGAAAAGGACGGAGUCCUUGGAGCAAGGAGGAUUGCCUAAGAAACUAAUUUUUUAACUGUGGAGAAGACUGGACAGUAUUUCACAGCUGAAGGAACAGUCAAAAAAGAUCAUGAAGAAGUAGUAAACAAAGGCUGUAGACUUGAAUUUGUAAAUAUUCUAUACGUGUAAAAUAUAUGAAACUGGAUUAUUUUUAUUAAAUGUAUUUUAAAGCAAGUGUAA